GCGAGGGCGAGGUGAGUGAGUCCCGGCCGAGCGCUGCUGCAGGACGCGCCCUGAUCCGCUGGACAUGAUCCUGUUGAGAACUCCAUAGAGGGAAAUUUAGGAUCGUUGGAAGCUCGGAGUCUCAGGAUGAUGCGCUUCCUGUUGCUCUUUAGUCGUCAAGGGAAACUACGGUUACAGAAAUGGUUCACGCCUCUCAGCGAUCGUGACAAGAAGAAGAUCAUUAGGGACGUCACACACAUAGUGCUGGCGCGACCUCCAAAAGCCUGCAACUUCCUGCAAUGGAGAGACUUAAAGGUUGUCUACAGAAGGUAUGCAAGUCUGUAUUUCUGUUGUGGUUUGGAGCAGGAGGAUAACGAGCUGCUCACACUGGAACUUCUGCACAGAUACGUCGAACUUCUGGAUCAGUACUUUGGCAAUGUGUGUGAAUUAGACAUCAUUUUUAACUUUGAGAAGGCUUACUUUAUUCUGGAUGAGUUUGUGAUUGGUGGAGAGGUGCAGGAAUCAUCCAAAGCAUCUGUGGCCAAAUCGAUGGAAGAGGCAGACUCACUUCAGGAGACUAUGGAGGAGUAUUUAAACAAACCCACAUACUGAAGAAACGUUUGAGAAAGUCACUUUCAUAACCACAAAAUCAACAAUAGGAUAUUCCUGUUUCAUAUGCUGAAUGUUAAUAAUCAAAUAUUCUUAUAAGCUAUUACAAUAAAACAGCAAAAUAUCAGUGAAUGUAUCAGGUUUUACUACUUUUGACCAUUAUUAAUCAUAGAAGUGUAUUAAUUGAGCAGUAGAACUGCUGUGCAAUCAUGUAGAGGUCUGGUAUUUUACUACGUUGUGACAUUUGUUUUUAUUCAA
Molecule: messenger RNA, 846 nt
Organism: Xyrauchen texanus (razorback sucker)
Lineage: Eukaryota; Metazoa; Chordata; Actinopteri; Cypriniformes; Catostomidae
Gene: ap1s3a
Product: adaptor related protein complex 1 subunit sigma 3a
Exons: 5
Coding region: 127-591 (154 amino acids)
Biological process (GO): vesicle-mediated transport; intracellular protein transport
Cellular component (GO): intracellular membrane-bounded organelle; membrane coat; AP-1 adaptor complex
Molecular function (GO): clathrin-cargo adaptor activity
Source: RefSeq, a predicted model, not a curated record